UGAACGUGUCAGAUCAGAUCGCCUCAGGUCAACAUUUGUGGGAGCGAGCGGUUUGCAGGGGGAUCUAUCAGGGAGUACUGCACAGGAGGAGACUCGGAAGCAGGAAACGGAGAUACCAACUCUUCUUCCAUCAUACAAACAGAAAUGGACACCACUCUCUCCACGCCGUGCAACAUCCAAAUAUGCGAGGUGACGUGCGAUUCGUUCCGCAUCAUGUGGGACAUGACCUCUGAGGACACGGCCAGAGCCACUCACUUCUUCAUUGACCUGAGUCGCAAGGAGUGCAGGGAUCCCAAUCGCUUCAAACACAGGGAUGUGCCGACCAAACUGGUGGCAAAGGCCGUGCCCCUCCCGAUGGCAGUGAGGGGACACUGGUUUCUGAGCCCCCGCACAGAGUACUGUGUUGCUGUGCAGACAGCGGUUCGACAACCAGACGGCGACUACCUUGUGUCAGAGUGGAGCCAAGUGGUGGAGUUCUGCACAGGAGACUACGCCAUAGAACACCUCCAGCAGCUUCUUGACAAGGCCACAGGCUCUGCGGGAAGGCUGCUGAAAUUCUCUGUGUUUUAUCGCAACCAGCAUUCAGAUUACUUUGACUGCGUCAGAAAGGAGUGUCAAGGUCUAAUGCGUCCAGCCCUUAAAGACACCAGCGGGAGUCAUGGUUCUCCUAUCAAUGGCAAACUGCAAGGAGUCUUCUUUAGCUGCAAUACUGAGUUUGACACAGGCCUCCCCCCCAAAGACUCUCCAUACGGGCCCCUGCGCUUCCAGAUCCCAGCUGGAUACCUGCUCAACCCCAAUAUCUCGUUGUAUUUUGCUGACUUCUACUGCAUGUACACAGCCUACCACUAUGUGGUUGUGGUGCUGGCCCCAGUGGGCUCAGCAGGAGACCACUUCUGCAGAAGCCGUCUCCCCUUGCUGGACUUGGCCAGCAACCCCUUAUUGACGUACACUGCCCCGCAGAGGCCAGGGGAUGAGCCGGUCUACUGCCACGCCAGUGACGUUAUCCUGGAGGUGCUUUUCACUGACCCGGUCAGUUUGGAUCAGGGUACUGUAGAGCAGAUCAGCGGACACCAUCAGCUCAAGAGUUUGACCACGGCGAACGCCAAGAAAGACCCGAGCUGUAAAGUGUGCAACAUCAGUGUGGGCCGAUGAGCUGGGCUUGGGGGUCAGACGAGCAUUCGAUGCUGAAAGACAUCAUCAUGUGUAGGCCAAAACCCAGAGGAAAACACCCACCAUCUCAAGGAGGGUGUGCAUGCUGCUUUCCCUUCUCCUCCCUCCCGGGCUAGGAUAGUAUCCAGUAGAAUUAUAUAUCACAUACCUCUAUCAUGGGCAUCUAGGAACAAUAUAUUCUAUUUACAUUCACAGCUGCUUAAACCACUAAAGAAGGUUAUUAGUGAUUCUUGGUUUCUUGACUGUAUUUUUUAGUUAGUGAUGUAGUGUGAAGGUAGCAAUGGCUGUGGUUGAGCUGGGUGCAACAUGUUUGGUGCCGCAAAAAAUGAAAAUUUGAUCGUAGUACAGUGGAACCUCCAAAGUCAAACAAAAAAAUCUAUCAAAAUAUAUGCUUACAAAUCCUCUUUUUUGCAUUUUCUAUACCACUUAUCCUCACAGGGUUGUGGGCAUGCUGGAGCCUAUCCCAGCUGUCUUCGGGCGAGAAGUGGGGUACACCCUGGACUGGUCGCCAGCCAAUCACAGGUCACAUAUAGACAAACAACCAUUCACACUCACAUUCAUACCUAUGGAUAAUUUAUGUUUGAAUUUGGAGGUUCCACUGAAGUAAUACAAGUCACGGCAGGACAAUCAACAGCACACCCCCUUUUCUACCUCUUUUCAACCUACCCUCUGAGUCCCUGUCUGUUAUGGUGCUAACUGAUGUAUAAUUUCAGACUGAUGUUUGCAUUAAUAUAUGGAAAUAGAAGGAACAAACACGUGUCUUGCUGUACCAUGUAGCUUCAAGUACGGUGGCCCAAAAGGCUGAUACUGGACUGUGGAACAUAUACAGGUCCUCAUCAGGUGCUGGCAAGCCACACUAUACACUUACUAUACCUAGUAUUUAUGUGUUCAUGUUGUUUUUGGUUUCAUUUGUCUGAAAUGUUUUCUUUGUUAUUAUUAUUGUAACACCUUUUUUGAUGAUAAUGGGAGCACAAAGCAUCCUGCUAUCAGUGGGCCUGUGUAUCUGAGCUAAGAUUAGUUUGCUACGGGGCUUAGAUUUGUCCCUAGUGAGUAAUCUCUGACCUAUUUGGGAAUCCCAGAGAUGCCCAAAGUAAGAGGCAUCCCCUGCUGUUACUUAACAGCAAAGAAUGGGCACUGAGUGAGUGUAGACUCACACAAUAAAUAGGUUGUUCACAAAGAAAUAUCAAAUAAUUGUUUUAAGACAAAGCAAGCACACAUUGAAAUUAUUGUCUUUUAUUAAUAACAUCGCAAUUACAACACACAUGAAAUAAAACGACUUAUUUUCAAACAUCUCCCAUUUCUAUGUGUUGUGACAAAAAUGUGAGCUCACACACACAUCAAUUGUGUAGUUCUGUCCAUUGUUGUUGUCCCAAAAUGUGUCGCUCUGUCCUCCAGGUAAAUAACUUAAGCAGAAUUCUAUCUUCUUCUUUGCAUCAAGGACUUUAGGUAUGGCUAUGUCAAACUCAAAGAUGUCUGUGUGCGGCCCUCCAAAGCGCUGCUGCAGGUAAGUGCAGGGCACAUCUCUGUAGCAUUGCCAUGAGUCAAAAGUGAUGCGCACACGCACAUCUUUAUGAAAGCUGAUGUUUCGGACUCGGACUGUGCCUCUGAGGGCCUGCUCAGUGACCGUGCAGUUCUCCAGUGUUACCAUGCUCUCAGCAAGUUUGGCACGAAAGACAUGGAAAUUAGCAGAGGGCUGCGGGAAACCAAGUGUGAGCCGUGUUCCUGGGCAGCAGGUGCUGACCGUGCAGCUAUAACCAGCCUCGGUCAUGCUCCCCAAACCCUGGAGGGAGGGCAGCGGGUCCAGGUCCGAGUGUUCCUCCUCAUUAGAAAAGACUCGAACCUCCGCCAAAGACCACCCCUUGGAGUCAGCAAAAGCCACGUGCUUGUUCUUGACCGGAGCAAAAACACCCUCCUCAUCAAAGUCCUCAAGGGAACAUGAGAGCGGCUGGAUCGGGUAGUCUUGGCAUAAGAUGUCAGAGCAUAUGUGUUUUGAAACUGCAGGACGGAUGCAGGGUCGCAAAGGCUUCAGGAUAGGCACCCAAACAUGAGGACACAGUUGUUUACGUUGGUUUAAACACAGUCUGACUGCAAUCUCCAUUAGUCCAGAUGACUGUGCCAUUGAUCCCAGGCCAAAGACAGGCAGGAUACUAACAAGAAACAACAAAAAGUGGCUUCAAAUUGUUCUGCAACUACGAAUGCAGAUUAGCUUGUAUGCACAUCUAACAAUUACUAGAGGGUUAAAACAAGUUGAUGAACACACAAGUUCUUACUUUGUGCUGGAUGUUUCCAUACUGAUGGUCUGGUGCAGAUUUAGGGGUGUGCUUUAUUAUCUAAGAGAAAAACAUUAUGUGGAUAAAACCUUACAGAAUUAAAAUGAAAAUAGUUAACAGUUGUCCUACCGGUUCUUUGUCCACCCUUUACCCACAGUGCAAUCUUGCACGUCUGACUAUUUAUACCCCCCCAGUUAUCAUGUUCCUGCCCCCUUUAGUCUUGUGACCAGUUCGUUUUUCUAAUGCUAUUUUACAACUCCUUGUGAGGCAGCUAUCAGAUCAUUUACAUUAAAAGGAUGAUUGUGUCACCUUUGAGACCGAACUCAAGAAUUUAAAGGGGAACUAUUAUGUUUGUCCACUUUUCUGACCUAUAAAUGUAGUUAGAAUAUUGUAUUCUUGUGUUAAACAAUGACAAAGAGUCAGAUAAUGAGGUUUGUGCAUUUGGAAGUUUGGGAUGGAUCUGAAGUUUAUCAGUUUAAGAGAGUUUUUUUCCUAUGUCCACAUACAUUUUUGGGCAUACCCGGGUACAACCUGUAGGCUUGACCUCGUCUGCUCUGCUGUUUGUUGAAGAAUUUGAGCAAUGGUUUCCAGGAGUAUUUGCACAGGUUUGAAAGAAAACUAACCAUCCUAAAGAGGCAAACAUCAGGCAAAAGUGGUUGGAGUUUCAGAUUCCCGAUCACCAAGAGAAAAAUAUGGGAUGGUUUUGUGAACAUGAGCGAAGCUGGACUGUCCGCCAAACUGUUGCUGAAGCCCAAUGGCUUUCCAACAUGGGCAUGUUGAAGAGUCAGACACGCAAGCUGUAAGUAACAAUUACAUUUAUCAGUGUCUUACUGUGUUUAUUUUGUGUAGGUAAGUGGUUGUCUGUUUUAUUAAGUUUUAUUUUUUUUGCGGUUGUCCCGCGUACAAUGUUUAAUGACCACUUUUCCACUGCAACCAAGAUUGUCUGCACUCAAUAAACGCGAACCUACGUUACCAUUCUUUGGGUUCAUACAUGGCAAUUCAU
This is a messenger RNA of Doryrhamphus excisus (bluestripe pipefish), 4443 nucleotides long. RefSeq names its product phytanoyl-CoA 2-hydroxylase interacting protein (gene phyhip). Gene Ontology annotation, cellular component: cytoplasm. The record is from RefSeq and is a predicted model, not a curated record. NCBI's taxonomy places the organism in Eukaryota, Metazoa, Chordata, Actinopteri, Syngnathiformes, Syngnathidae. Gene Ontology annotation, molecular function: protein binding.